AUGUUGCUAUUAGAUAACAUAUCAGUUAUACUAAUAACAGCAAUAGCUAUGGAAUUCAUUUCAUGGUUUUUACAUAAAUAUCUUUUUCAUGGACCUCUUUGGUUCAUACACAAGACACAUCAUCAUCGAACUCUUCAUACAACAUUAGAAUUAAAUGAUGUAUUUAGUUUAAUGUUUGCAUUAAUUUCAAUAAUCUUGCUCUUUAUUGGUGUAUGGACUUCUUCAUCAAUAUAUCUUGAUAUAAGUCUUGGAAUAACAUUAUAUGGAUUUAUUUAUUUUCUUAUACAUGAUGGAUUGAUUCAUCAACGAUAUCCUCUAUGGAAUAAAAUAUCAAAUAAUUAUUUAAAACAAGUUCAACGAGCUCAUCAACGUCAUCAUAUGUAUCCAAAUAAGCAACCUAGUGAAGAAUUUGGACUUUUUCUUCUCAUUGGUAGAAAAUAUUGGAAUGAUAUAUUCAUUAAUUAA
Rotaria sp. Silwood1 is the source of this 465-nucleotide messenger RNA. The record is from the annotation of a GenBank genome assembly. NCBI's taxonomy places the organism in Eukaryota, Metazoa, Rotifera, Eurotatoria, Philodinida, Philodinidae.